Astyanax mexicanus (Mexican tetra) is the source of this 3717-nucleotide messenger RNA. RefSeq names its product sarcoplasmic/endoplasmic reticulum calcium ATPase 2. Gene Ontology annotation, cellular component: membrane. The transcript has 23 exons. Gene Ontology annotation, biological process: calcium ion transmembrane transport; intracellular calcium ion homeostasis. Gene Ontology annotation, molecular function: ATP hydrolysis activity; ATP binding; P-type calcium transporter activity. Bases 475 to 3672 code for a protein of 1065 amino acids. NCBI's taxonomy places the organism in Eukaryota, Metazoa, Chordata, Actinopteri, Characiformes, Acestrorhamphidae. The record is from RefSeq and is a predicted model, not a curated record.
UCUGCGCCAGAAGCUGAUGCUAGACUAAUGCCAUUCCGUGGCCUAGUAUGAAAUAAAGCGAUGCUGCUUAUUUAGACGGGGGAGAGAGAGCUGGACAGGAUUAAAGCGAAGAGCGCCGGUUUAUACUGUUUUAGACACGCUUUAGGAAAACUUCUGUGGGCUGUGGGAGGCCGGUUCUGUGAAGGAGGAGGAAAUGCGGGCGGUUUUUUUGCCGUUGGGAUCUGUAGCAGCGCUAUGAUUUAACGGAUAAUGCAGAAUUAUAUGGGGGAUUGCUAUAGUAACGCUAGCUGACAGGAGAGAUUGGCCUCGAAUAAAACCGCUGUGUUGCGAAGUAGUUAGCCACCUUCAGGCGGUUUAUUAGGAGGAUUUUUUCGGUCGUAAAACGGAGGUUUGGCAUCUUGGACCCAUCCCUGCUCUGUUAACAGCGGUGUAACUGUAUUUGGUUACUGGAGACGGGAUUAUAACUGAACUGGGAUGGACAAUGCCCAUACCAAGACGGUCGAGGAGGUGCUGGGGUACUUUGGGGUAAAUGAGUCCACAGGCUUGAGUAGUGAGCAGUUGAGGAAAAGCAGAGAGCGAUGGGGUCCCAACGAAUUACCGGCAGAAGAAGGGAAGUCUCUAUGGGAACUGGUGCUGGAGCAGUUCGAGGAUCUGCUUGUGCGGAUUCUCCUCCUUGCAGCCUGUAUUUCCUUUACCCUGGCUUGGUUUGAGGAGGGUGAGGGCACCAUCACAGCCUUUGUUGAGCCUUUUGUCAUUCUUCUAAUCCUUAUUGCCAAUGCUAUUGUUGGAGUCUGGCAGGAGCGUAAUGCAGAAAAUGCCAUUGAGGCCCUAAAAGAGUAUGAGCCAGAGAUGGGGAAGGUGUACAGACAGGACAGGAAGAGUGUACAGAGAGUCAGAGCAAGAGAUAUUGUUCCUGGAGACAUAGUGGAGGUGGCAGUGGGUGAUAAGGUACCAGCGGACAUCAGACUGACCUCCAUUCGCUCCACCACUCUGAGAGUGGACCAGUCCAUUCUGACAGGGGAAUCUGUCUCUGUGCUGAAACACACCGACCCUGUACCUGACCCACGAGCUGUCAACCAGGACAAGAAGAACAUGCUCUUUUCCGGCACGAACAUUGCAGCGGGGAGAGCAAUAGGUGUUGUAGUAGCCACUGGUGUACAGACAGAAAUCGGAAAAAUCAGGGAUGAGAUGGCAGCCACAGACCCAGAGAGAACUCCCUUACAGCAAAAACUUGACCAGUUCGGGGAGCAACUUUCAAAGGUGAUCACUGUGAUCUGUGUGGCAGUAUGGGGCAUUAACAUUGGCCACUUUAGUGAUCCUGUGCAUGGAGGUAGCUGGCUGAGAGGAGCUGUGUAUUACUUUAAGAUCGCUGUGGCCCUGGCAGUAGCGGCUAUUCCAGAGGGUCUUCCUGCUGUCAUCACUACCUGCCUUGCACUGGGAACACGGCGAAUGGCGAGGAAGAAUGCCAUUGUCCGCUCGCUGCCCUCUGUAGAGACGCUGGGCUGCACCUCGGUCAUCUGCUCUGACAAGACUGGCACACUGACCACCAACCAGAUGUCCGUCUGCAGGAUGUUUGUUGUGGAUCUUGUUGUGGGUGAGAGGUGUGUAAUGAAUGAAUUCACAGUGACUGGAUCUACCUAUGCUCCUGAAGGGGAAGUGUAUAAGGAUGGUGCAGUUGUGCGCUGCAGUCAGUUUGACUCUCUGGUGGAAAUGGCCACCAUCUGUGCUCUGUGUAAUGAUUCAUCUCUGGAUUACAAUGAGAGUAAAGGUGUGUACGAGAAAGUUGGUGAGGCUACAGAAACAGCUCUGUGCUGUCUGGUGGAAAAGAUGAACGUAUUUGACACAGACCUGAGGAGUCUUACCCCUGUAGAGAGAGCCACGGCUUGCUGUUCGGUGAUAAAGCAACUAAUGAGGAAGGAGCUGACUCUGGAGUUUUCUCGGGACAGGAAGUCCAUGUCCGUCUUCUGCUCACCUAAUAAACUCACUCGCUCAGCCACAGGAGCCAAGAUGUUUGUUAAGGGCGCUCCAGAGAGUGUGCUGGAACGUUGCCGCUGGAUUCGGGUAGGAGGAGGUGCUCGGGUGCCUUUGACCACAGACCUCAGGGAGCAGUUGUUAGGUACAGUGAGAGAGUGGGGUUCAGGUCGGGACACCCUGCGCUGCCUUGCCAUGGCCACCAGAGACUCACCCCCUGACCCACGAACACUGAACCUUGAGAACUCUUCUGCCUUCACAGAGUAUGAGUCGGACCUGACAUUUGUGGGCUGUGUGGGGAUGCUGGACCCUCCCAGGAAAGAAGUUCUGAGUGCAGUACGCAUGUGCAGACAGGCUGGUAUUCGUGUCAUCAUGAUUACAGGUGAUAAUAAAGGCACAGCACUGUCAAUCUGUCGGCGUGUUGGCAUCAUCACAGAGCAGGAAGAAGAAGAGGCUGAAGGUGCUCCCUUUGGCGGAGGGCUGACAGGACGAGAGUUUGAUGAGUUGCCCCCCCAUAUGCAGCGCCAAGCCUGUAGAACUGCCCGUUGUUUUGCUCGUGUUGAACCCACGCACAAGAGCCGCAUUGUAGAGUACCUUCAGAGCCUCAGUGAUAUUACAGCUAUGACAGGUGAUGGAGUAAAUGAUGCCCCCGCUCUGAAGAAAGCCGAGAUCGGCAUAGCGAUGGGAUCUGGAACAGCAGUAGCUAAAUCAGCUUCAGAAAUGAUCCUGGCAGAUGAUAACUUCUCUACUAUAGUGGCUGCAGUUGAGGAGGGCAGAGCCAUCUACAACAACAUGAAGCAAUUCAUCCGCUACCUUAUCUCCUCUAAUAUUGGAGAGGUGGUCUGCAUUUUCCUGACUGCUGCACUGGGCAUGCCCGAGGCUCUUAUCCCCGUCCAGUUACUGUGGGUGAAUCUGGUGACAGACGGCUUUCCAGCCACAGCUCUCGGAUUCAACCCUCCAGACUUGGACAUUAUGUCACGUCCCCCGCGCUCACCGAAAGAACCUCUCAUCUCGGGCUGGCUCUUCUGCAGAUACCUCAUCAUUGGCUGUUAUGUAGGAGUGGCCACAGUGGGUGCAGCUGCUUGGUGGUUCAUGGCAGCACAUGAUGGACCUAAGCUCUCCUUCUAUCAACUGUCUCAUUAUCUGCAGUGCAGUGAGGGGCAUGCUGACUUUGCUGGAGUUCAGUGUUCUGUAUUUGAGUCUCCGUAUCCAAUGACGAUGGCCCUGUCAGUGCUGGUUACGAUUGAAAUGUGCAAUGCGCUCAACAGCCUGUCUGAGAACCAGUCUCUGCUGAAAAUGCCUCCAUGGUCCAAUCCAUGGCUGGUGGGAGCUAUCUGCCUCUCCAUGGCUCUGCAUUUCCUUAUCUUAUAUGUGGACCCGCUGCCUGUGAUUUUCCAGAUCCGGCCUCUGUCCUGGCCGCAGUGGGUGACCGUCCUGAAGAUGUCUUUGCCGGUUAUCCUGAUGGACGAAGCUCUCAAAUUCUUGGCCAGAAACUACAUUGAACCCAGCAAUGACUUGGAGCAGGAGGAGGAAGAGAGGCUGCAGCGACUACAAGGCGACGGCGGGGCAGUCGGCGGUUUUACAGGAAAGAUACGCCGGGCUCUGAAGGGCGUAUCCUGGGCUUUCGUGUUCAUCUCCGCUCCACUGUUAGCCUGGAUCUACAGCCUGGACUCAGACAUCACCAACAUCUUCUGGGAGUAGGCAGCGAGAGGGUGUGAGCAAGUGAGAGAAAGAAAGAAAGAAAGA